GCCCACACCGACCCCCCACCCGACCCCACUGCGCCUGCGCCCUGGUAGUCCCGCCCCAUUUCCUGCCUCUUUCCUUUUCCCUCGUCUGCGUGCGCGGAGCGGCGGCGACUCUUCGGCUCUCCCGGCUCCAUCUUGGAUCGGCGACUGAGGGUGAGACGGGAAGGGAGGGUAAUCAAAAGGAAAAUGGUGGGGGUGGGGUCCCCCGGACUCCUGGGUCCCCUUGAGACGGACCUCAAUUCCAGGCCUCCUAUUUGGAGAGGGGGGAAUUGGGGAAGGGCAGGGAGUGGAGCCCGCAUGCGACCUACUCGGAAGUAGACUCCAUGAAGUGAAUGAGCGCGGCUGACUUCUGGCCCUUGGCCCAAUGGGCCUACUCGGAGCAGGACUGGCCCUGGCUGCACGCGGCUCGCAGGGCCCCGUGAAGCACGUGGAGAUGGAGCGGGACGCUUGUUCCAGCGUAGCCUCGGCUUCCGCGGGGGCCGUAGAGAAGCACCCCGUGUCAGUCCGUACGGAAAACCCGGCCAGCAACUCUCUUCUCACGCUAAGACUGAGAGGCGACCGGCUGCGCAGGCAGGCAAAGGCCAUGGAGCCAGUUUUAAAAGCCUGAGGAGCAAACGAAGCUGGGGGUGGGUUUGCCUUGUUGCCAUUCUUAUAUCACCCCCUAUGUGUGAAUUCUGCUUCCUAAAGAAGGGGCAUGACAGGUCACCGAGGCAAAAACGGGGUGAGGGAAUGGAAGCGAGGAGAGAAGGUUACUUGAAUGGCACAUCCUUUGCCUGAAGUAAAAAGUAGGGACUAGGAAUGAUCCAGAUGAGUUUUGCCGGAGGCUUCAAGGAGAUAAGGAAGGUUGCUGUACAGAGGCAUCGCAGGAGACCUUUAUUUAUGCAGUGACUAGAUUUUCCUGUUGCCCCAUAAUCAACGUUCCCUGGGCAUUAUACUUAUUUAUAUUCUGCCUCUCCCCCCUGACAGGGGACUCAAGGCAUCUUACAGACAAAAUAGAAACAACGAAAACAUAGGCAGUGCAUAACCGGUUGUAAUCCCUCUUCUCGUGGAGGUAGAGUGGGGUUGGGGUAUGUGUAAGUGAGGUUAAGGACAUAACGAUUGGGCGUGGGUAAUUAAAUACAGUACUUGGGGUUUUUUGUAUUAGUAUUUUUUUUUGUAAGGGAGUGAUAAGAGCCAGGACUCCCGAGUGCUUUUUAUGUGACUGGGGGAAUACACUGUCUAAAUGAACUCCUGGCUAUUCCUGGAGAACACAGUGGAGGAAUGGGAUUAAGAGUCUGAACCUCCUGGGUCCUGUUUUAAGAUAGAAAGAUAAAUGGAGGGGUAGCAGGGUGUGGGGAAGCGAUGAAAGAGCUUAAUAAGGUAGAAAGCAGAUAGGAAUUGCAGGGAGAAGGGAGGGUGGGUGGGGAGUAGGUCAGGAUGCUGGUAUUCAUAUUGUUAAGCCUGGUUGCUAAUGUGUGGGAAGGAAUACAAGAGAGAUGAUUUCAGAACUGUAAUAUUUGGUCACAUCACCGCUAUACAUUUAAAGCACAUUUAUGCCACGUUAACAGACAUGGCUCCCCACAAAUAAACAUGGGAACGGUAGAAUUACAGUUCCUGUUAAUAUACUGCAGUUCCCAGGACUUUAGAGGGGGAGGCAUGGCUGUUAACAUGGCAAUGCUGUGCCUUGUGUGUGUGUGUGUGUGUGUGUGUGUGAGAGAGAGAGAGAGAGAGAGAGAGAGACCAGGAUUCUCUGAAAGAGAGAGAGAGAGAGACCAGGAUUCUCUGAAAGAGAAUUAGGGAUGGCUACCUUCUCACUUUGCAAUGGGUAGGUCAAGACAUCUCUGUUUCUGUGUGUGGAGCUGUUUGUGGCCCAGCAGAUGGCACUGUGUGUUGUUCAAAUGGGGGGCGGCGAUAAUCUUUGAGAGGAACUGUGUUCAGGUUGGCAUUUCCUAGUGGACUCUGUUCCCUGCACCAUAUUUGGAAGGAUACACACAGACAAUUUUGUGAGUCCCUGAAACAAAGAAUUUAGGGGCCUUCCAGCAGUAUCCUGAUGGAAGCUAAGUUGUUGUCAUGAUGAGCACCAAUAGCAGGCUGAAUGGAGAGGCUUGUGAGCCACAUCUCAUGUUCUGAGUUUGUUCUUGAACAGCAGCAUUACCUUGAGGUCUGCUUUACAGAAUGGAGAGAGAGUUUCCUAGUCUAAAAGAUAGGUGGGGAAAUGCCAGUGGUACUAGCUUAAGAAGUAAGAAGAGCCUGCUGGAUCCGGCCAAUAACUCAUCUGGUCCAGCACCCUGUUCUUUCCGUGGCCCACCAGAUGCCUGUGGGAAAUGAGCAAGCAGGAUUUGAGCACAAUAGCCGUCUCCUCUUCUGUGGUUUCCAGCAACUGGUAUUCAGAAGCAUUGCUGCCUCCAACUGUGGAGGGCAGAGCAGAGCCGUUGUGGCUUGUGGCCAUCAAUAGACCUCUUUUUCAUGAAUUUGUCUAAUCCUCAGGAGGAAAUGCUAUACUUUUGCGCCCUAAUCUGAUUGCUGUUCUCCUCAGCACAGGUGGAACCAUGCAACUCUUUAUUCGUGCUCAGAAUCUGCACACCCUUGAGGUGUCCGGGCAGGAAACAGUAGCUCACCUUAAGGUAAGGAACAGUUAACUUGUUGUGCUAUUUACUAAAUUAUUUUCCCACUUUCCCACCUAUUGGUGUUCAAGGCAGCUAAUAGCAAUAUUCAAAAAAAUAUGAAGAAAAUCUGGCUAAUUUCCUAUUACUGGAGAAGAAAAGACCUCCCCCCCCCCCUUAGCAGCCUUUGCGAAGAGUGCUGUACCUCACCAGGUUCACUGUACUUGGUUUGUUGCAUAGCGAUAGUGAGUGUUGCUUCUGCUAUUCUCUAGUCGCUGUAUUUGGAGUUGGGAAGGGAUUACCCCCCUGUAUAGAUUGGUCUGAGGCUCUUAACACUUGUAUCUAUAGUUUUGCCACCUUUCAUUAUAGCUUAACUUUGUUUGCAGAAGUCACUUGGAGCUUUGGCUAUUUCUUAGCGGCCCAGCAGCCAUCUGCUUGUGUUACCAGUUGCUGGGGGUGGUGAAGGGGAUAUUUUGGGUCAGACUUUCAGGUCCUUCCAGCUCAUUCUAGGCUUGGGUGGCCUUAGGACCAGGUCUGUGGUCUGAAGGCAGCAACCCUAGGCUGAGUGAGUGAGGCCUAUCUGGGUCUGGUCAGUGCCUGGAUGAGAGAACACCUUGAGGUCCAUUGAAGACACAGAUGACACAGUGUGUAGUGGCUUCUCUUCCUUGCAGCUUGGGAAAGAGGCUGAGACAAGCAGGGCUUUAUUGUUACUCUCCCCGCCCCCCAUAAUCAAUGUUACAUUUUGGUGGACAUUUUAAAUCAUUUUUUAUACUUUUAAUAGUUGAUUGUAAGCUGCCUGGAGACUGUCCUUCGUUAGCUAACAAAUAAAAAGCAUGGCCCCUGCAAACACAUUCAACGGAACCUUGAUACAGCUGGGAGUGUUGGUAGAAGCGAAGCAGAGUGGUGGUGCUUAACCCUUCCCCUCCCUGCUGCUUUUUCUACUGCUAUUUUUCCCUUGCUUCGUUUCAGACAUGCCCUUACAAAAAUUCACCAGGGCUUUCUUAGGGGAGGGUUGGGCACACACCCUGCCCCAUCUCUGCUGCCUUUUCCUUGAGGGAGUGGAAAGUUCACACACAAGGGCUACUGAGGAGUUGGCUGUCAAUGGGUCCUUCCAGCUCAAUUCCGUUUUCCUUGUCCGUGGCCUUUGUGUCAUCCUCCCUGCUGUUGCAGUUAGAGCGGUGGGGUGUUUCGGUGACUCAUCUCUCCCUUCCCCUCCCCAGGCCCACAUCGAGUCCUUGGAGGGCAUUGUGCCUGAGGAUCAGGUGAUCCUCCUUGGUGGAACCCCCCUGGAAGAUGAUGCGGUCAUUGGGCAGUGUGGCAUCAGUGACCUCACAACACUGGAGGUUGCUGCACGCAUGCUGGGUGGUAAGUAUGGAGCCCCCAGAACUAUUUGUGGCGGGGUGGGGGGACAGGUACCAAAGUGAUGGCAGUUGGGUUGAGGCUUGUUGGGUUGCUAGAAGGCCAGCAACUGCAUUGCCGCAGGUGAUCAGAAGUCAGGAUUCUGCCCUGCGUAAAGAAUGUGGAGAGUAAACUUUCAAACAAUAGCCUAGCCAGCGGGUGGGUUUUAGCCCUCCUGUGAAGGGCUAUGCCAGCUUCUUCUCCCUGGACCCAAAUAUAAUCUCAUCAACAAAGGUCCUGGUUGACAAGAUUUUCUUUAGCCCACACGCCUCUGGUCACUUCUGUCAGCUGUGGUGGUGCCUCCAGUGGCCUCCCUGAUACCUUUUUGUGUUUCUCUCCUCUUCAGGUAAGGUCCAUGGCUCCCUGGCUCGUGCUGGCAAAGUGAGAGGCCAGACCCCAAAGGUAAGUUCUGUUUUUGUUUUCUGCUGUGUGGAGGACUCGGAGCCGCAAAGCCCCAUCAGCAUAAGAGUGCCUGGACUGCAGUCCAGGCAGAAAUCCAUGAAGUAUAGUUUACCCCGGCAUGCUCUUGAGCUGGCAGCUGCUGAAUUUGGCCCAGUCCAUAACUUAAGUGCCCAAAUGUCUUCAGGCAGGAUUGGGCUGGGUGGAGAGCUGUCAACUGCCCGGCUUUCAGGGUGUGGUUCUGGGAGUUACGUAUCAGGGGCUAGACUUUGCAUAGUGGAAAUUGAGGCUACAGGGCAGGGUGAAUGGCGGUGGGCUGAAUUCCUUGCUGAAAUUCAGGUGGAUCUUUUACUGAUGCCUGUUCGGUUUUGUUCUCCCAGGUUGCUAAGCAAGAGAAGAAGAAGAAGAAGACUGGCCGUGCCAAGAGGCGCAUGCAAUACAACCGCCGCUUUGUCAACAUUGUGCCAGGCUUUGGCAAGAAGAAGGGCCCCAAUGCCAACUCCUAAGCAGCACCCAGUUACCUAAUAAAUCUGAUCUUAGCUUGGACCUGGUGUUGGUG
Podarcis lilfordi (Lilford's wall lizard) is the source of this 4935-nucleotide messenger RNA. The record is from the annotation of a GenBank genome assembly. Lineage: Eukaryota; Metazoa; Chordata; Lepidosauria; Squamata; Lacertidae.